This is a messenger RNA of Perca fluviatilis (European perch), 4872 nucleotides long. Its product is annotated as serine-rich adhesin for platelets-like. The coding region runs from base 1109 to 4849 and encodes 1246 amino acids. NCBI's taxonomy places the organism in Eukaryota, Metazoa, Chordata, Actinopteri, Perciformes, Percidae. The record is from RefSeq and is a predicted model, not a curated record. Gene Ontology annotation, biological process: cell differentiation. The transcript is spliced from 10 exons.
CCCCGUUAGGAAGCAGAUUAGAGACGCACACACUCGCACCUCUCCUGCUUUCAGUCGACAUGUUCAAAACUGGAAUCGUUUCGUUUUCGGGACUCUGGGAGGGGGGCGAAAGAUUUCUGGACAAGUCUGAGGAUUUUAUUGUGAAAGAAUUAGAAGAUGUUUCCUGAAACCUUUUUGGUGAUUUUUGUGGAGACUUUUAAAACAAAAUCUGACCCUAAGCUGUGAAAAAUGUUGCGCUUUUAUUUUGAAAAAUUAUGGACAUUUUGUGUCGUUUUAUGAAAGACUGAACACUUUUUGGAUGUUGUUUUUAGCUUUUAUCGUGGAGAUGGGAAUAAAAUUCACACUUUUAUUGUGAAAAAUGGACAUUUUAUGAACUUUUGGGAUAUUUUUUGUAUUUUAAUGUGAAUAUUGGAAAAGAAUUGACACUUUUGUUGUGAAAGAGCAACAUUUCGGACUUAGUUUUAGCUGUUAUUGUGAAGAUCGGAAUAAAAUUCACACAUUUAUUGUGAAAAAUUGACUUUUUAUGAAAAGACUCAACAGUUUUUGGGUAAUUUUUUUAGAUUUGAAUGUGAAGAUUGGAACAAAUGUAACACUUUUAUUGUGAAAGAUCAACAUUUCGGACUUCAUUUUAGCCUUUAUUGUGAAGAUCAGAGCUAAAUCCAUGCUUUUAUUGUGAAAGAUGAUGCACAUUUGGCUGUGCAUUUCUUUAAUGAAAGACUGAACACCUUUUGGACAUUUUUUGGAGCUUUUACUGUGAAAAUUGGAACAAUAUUCAUGCUUUUGUUGUGAAGGCUUGGGGCUUUUGAGGCUUUUUGUGACGGAUAAUACAAGUAUGUUGUUUUAUUCUGAAUGAUCCCUUUUGUAGAACUCUGAGCUUUUAUUGUGAAGGACUUCCUAAAAAAUGUGCUCCUUUUUACAGUUAUGGAUUUAAAAAUCUGGGGGAUUUUUUAAAGGAAAGGACUGAAUGUUGUUUAGACUUUUAUUGUGAAAUUUACCUUUUUUAUUUGAAAAGCCAGAAAAGAGGCUUUUAUUUUGAAGGGUUUGAAAAUCUCUAGGGCUGUUUUUAUUGUGAUUUUUCAGCCAUUCAAUCAGCCAAUCAGCCGCCGGGAUGAUUUCGUACGUUGAGUGUCUUGGCGGGGAGGGGGCGGGGCCUGCCGUGGGGUCCCGUUGCUGGAACGGCGUUCCCGACGAAGAGUUGGACGAGCUGCUUCCUCGCCAAAUAGCCGCCCUGCAGCCAAAAACGGAGGGCAGCCUGCGGCGCCGGCUUCUCAGCGCCAAAAUCCACCAGCAACACGGCGCCAUCUUGGGACAGAACGCCGCCGAGGCUCAUGGGAAUCGUUAUCCGAUACAGGGUACUCAUGGGAAUCGUUUCCUCGCCGCUGAGGCUCAUGGGAAUCGUUUCCUCGCCACUGACACACACGGUAACCGUUUCCUCGCCACCGGGCCUCAGGGGAAUUGUUUCCUCGCCACUGGGCCUCAGGGGAAUCGUUUCCUCGCCACUGACACACACGGGAAUCGUUUCCUCGCCACUGACACACACGGUAACCGUUUCCUCGCCACCGGGCCUCAGGAGAAUCGUUUCCUCGCCGCCGAGGCUCACGGGAAACCCAAUCUGCACUCGGCGCUGUCCCAGCGUGGCCGGACCGGCUCGUGCCCCCCGACUCCAGAGCCGCGCCCGGGCUACACGCUGCCCGCGGCCUCGCCGUUCGGCGCCCAAACGCACUUCGUGGAGCCAGAGGUGGUGCCGCCGCAGUACCGGUACCGGCCCAGCAGGGGGCGCCAGAACUUCUUCUUCUGCUUCGGACGCCGACGGGGGAGGAGCUACGGGCCCGAGGCCGCUCAGACCACGCCCCUUCUGCACACAGCAGAGGACGGGGACAGUAAGUGGUCUGUUCACUACAAUACCCAGAAGCCCCAGCAGCGUCUGCUCUUCUUCUCUGGAAAGAAACGAUCCGGCAGUUCUGAUGAUCUGCGAGGUCAGAGGUCAACAGAGAACAGCGUGUCAGCAUGUAACGGGCUGACUCAGCAUGGCUACAGCCCACCAAACACUGCGCCCCACCCCCCUUUCUCUUUUGGCCUCGACCAAUCAGAGGGCAGCACAGCACGCCGAGGGUGGAAGGACAGAAGCAGGAGGAUGUCCUCAGCGUUCUCUGACGAUGAAGAAAGGUUCAUCUUAAACAACAGGCGACCUCUGACCCCACCCAUGCUCAACCCCGCCCACCGCUCGUCCUGUUGGGACGUCUUCGCCUCGGCCUACGAGCUGACGGAGGCCACGGAGGCCACGGAGGCCACGGAGACGGAGACGACCACUCGGCUUCCAACGCCAGAGGAGAAGAUGAGGAAGCAGGCGGAGGCAGUCGCAGCCGAUAUCGUCCCGAUUAACAUCACAGUAAGUGCGUUCACAAACCCACAGACUUCGUUAUCCCGUUCCGGCCACACACCAACGCAACUGGAGGGGGGGUCAAGCGCUGGGAUGCCGGAUGAUGUCAGCGAGAAGCUGGACUCGCCCACUGGUUCUCCUGGUUCUCCUGGUUCUCCUGGUUCUGCGGUUCUACCAGCUGGGUUCUCCGGCGUCGGUCGGCCAGCGGAGGAGAACCUAACGCACCCAGCGCCGGCGGCAGAGAGAGGCGGAGCCAGAGAGGAGGGCAAGUCGUCCCUAAGGAGGAUCCGAGCGCCGAGAGGAGGAGGGAUGUGCAGCCUCAUGGCCUCCCUCACCUCCGCCCCCCCCACUGACCCCUCCCCCCUCCCCCAACCACCCCCCCUCCCACGCCCCGAAACCAACUCCUCUCUGGACUCCUGCGGGACGCUCAGCGCCUCCUCCUCUUGUUGCCAGCCGCGGCGGCUUGGCGCCCGCUACUCCGGCUCUCUCCGCCUUCCUUCUGCUUCCGUUCUUCCGGUAUCUAUUUCCUCUUCCUCCAUCGCAGACUCCCAGCUCAGCUUCCAGACUCUGCAGAGCUGCAACAGCGGCGACACGUGGAACUACGAACCCCUCUCCCCGAGCGCCAGCGGCGACCACGACGGCGACUGGAGCUGCAUCGCCACGGAGACGAGACGUGUUUCCGGGGAAGGUGUAAACUCGUCUGGUCUCUCCACGCCAUCUCGCGCCGACACAAGCUCCCUGUGCUCAGAGUUUUCAGCGUUUUCAAACUCCUCUCUCAGAAAGCACAGCACUUCUUCUUCUUCGUCGUCCACGAUGUCGGACUCUCGCGGCAUCGGCGCCGCGCGCAGCAUCUCUCUCCGGAAGUCCACGCGCCCGCCUCCGCCGCCGAAGCGAUCCGUCUCUCUGACGCAACGUCCAGCUCGCAGCAAGCGGUCCGCGCAGACUUACCACGACCCCUGGGUGCCCCGGAGAAACAGCCAGAGUGACUUUACCUGCAACGCGGGCGCGUUUUUUGAGCCUUUGCGCCCGGACUACCACACGGAAAGUUCUGCUCUUUCUUCGGAGCGGCAAGCGCCGAACGGCGGCCACUCAAACGUCUCCGAGAGAGAAACAUCGGUCUCUUCCGUGGCUGCGAGUCAGCGCCUCGCUUCGCCCUUUGUGCAAAGCCACCAGAGUGACUCGGUCCUUUCCUCUGAGGAUUUACCGGCAGAUGUCUCGAAGGACCAACAGCUGAGAUCGAAUCUAAAGUCCGAGACAUCGGUCUCUUCCGCGGCUGCGAGUAAGCGCCUCGCUUCGCCCUCCGUGCAAAUACGCCAGAGUGACAACGUGGACAACUGCACGGAAACUUUUGCCCUUUCCUCUGAGCACUUAGCGCCACACGUCUCGAAGGACCAACAGCUGAGACUGAAUCUAAAGUCCGAAAUAACAUCGGUCUCUUCCGCGGCUGCGAGUCAGCGCCUCGCUUCGCCCUCCGUGCAAAGACGCCAGAGUGACAACGUGGCCCACAGCGCGGAAACUUUUGCCCUUUCCUCUGAGCGCUUAGCGCCAAACGUCUCGAAGGACCAACAGCUGAGAUUGAAUCUAAAUCUUGAGCCUUUACGCCCGGACUACCACACGGAAGCUUCUGCUCUUGCUUCGGAGCGGCAAGCGCCGAACGGCGGCCACUCAAACGUCUCGGAGAGAGAAACAUGCGUCUCUUUCGCGGCUGCGAGUCAGCGCCUUAUGUCGCCCUCCGUGCAAAGACACCAGAGUGACUUCAACAGCAACGCGGUCCUUUCCUCUGAGCACUUACCGCUAAUCGCCGGCUGCUCAAAGGUCUCGAAGGACCAACAGCUGAGAUUGAAUCUCAACGCCAAAACAUCUGUCGUCUCUUCUUCUGCGGCUGUUUCUCAGCGCCUCCCUUCCCCCUCCAGCGGCUACUCCAGCCAGUCCAACACGCCAACUCCCGGCACCCCUGUGUCCUCCCCCUCCUCCCCUUUGUCGACUCCUCCUCACCCGAGAUCCAUCAACAACCUUGAUCUGCUGACCAUCCUUUAUCUCGUCACUGCUCAACCUCGGAGAGAAGAAGCAGAAGAAGAAGAAGAGGAAGAGGAAGAGGAGGAAGAGGAAGAGCGAGCGAAGAAGACGCCGCUGGUGAUGACGAGGCAGAAACAGCGAGCGAGGAAGAGGAGGAAGAGGAGGGCGGGCCGGCAGCAGCAGCAUCAGCUGAGCAUGAUGUCAUCAACGAUGUCAUCAGCGAUGUCGUCCUCUUCUUCUUCAUCAUCCUCUUUGUCUUCUUCCUCCUCCGGAGACGAAGGAGACGCGGCGGCGGCCAAUCGGAGGCCCAGGAUGAGGAUGAGGGCGGUUCCUGAGGGAUCCUGCGCUGUGAUUGGUCAGAGCAGAGCGCUGCGUGUCCCAGACCUCCGGAUACACGAAGAAGAAGAAGAGAGAGAGGAAGAGGAGGAAGAGGAGGGAGGUGAGUUACGUUGAGUGGAGUUAGUGCUGGAAGAAGU